Molecule: messenger RNA, 1003 nt
Organism: Oreochromis niloticus (Nile tilapia)
Lineage: Eukaryota; Metazoa; Chordata; Actinopteri; Cichliformes; Cichlidae
Product: low affinity immunoglobulin gamma Fc region receptor II-like
Exons: 5
Coding region: 86-886 (266 amino acids)
Biological process (GO): immune response; cell surface receptor signaling pathway
Cellular component (GO): external side of plasma membrane
Molecular function (GO): transmembrane signaling receptor activity
Source: RefSeq, a predicted model, not a curated record
CUAUGUUAAACACAACUUCUCUUUAUCUGCAAAGUAAAACUGUUUGAUUAUCUGUGGAUCAGAGUGCAGCAGGCUGGAUGUGACGAUGGGGCACUCUUUGCUCUGCAUGAUGGGCUUUUUCUUGCUCAGUACUGUCAUCUGUGGAAAUGCUGAAGCUCCUCCUAAGCUCACUGUGUUCCUGCAACCAUCCUGGACUCAGAUAUACAGCGGUGAGACAGUCACUGUCAGAUGUGAGAUUCAGGGAGGUGAAGGAGCUCAGUGGACGUAUGAAUGGAGACGAGGCCAGGUAAUCAUACGUGAAACAUCCAGUGAAUACAGAAUCAUCAGCGCUACUCAGUCUGAUACUGGAGAAUACAGCUGCCGGGGCACAGAAGGUUUUACCUGGACCGAGUCGAGUAAUGUCAUCACAUUGACUGUAUUAUCUCCUCCUAAGCCAACUGUGUUCCUGCAACACAACUGGCCUCAGAUAUACAGCAGUGAGAUAAACAGCGGUGAGACAGUCACUGUCAGAUGUGAGAUUUAUGGAGGUAAAGGAGCUCAGUGGACGUAUGAAUGGAGUCCAGCCAAGUUAAACACACCUCCAACAUCCAGAGAAUACACAAUCAGCAGAGCUACUGAGUCUGAUGCUGGAGGAUACAGCUGCCGGGGCACAAGAAGCUCUUCCUGGACAGAGUGGAGUAAUAUCAUCACACUGAAUGUAAAACCUACACUCAGACAAAACUGUAACGUUGUCAUUGAAUCUCCUGAACACAUGCUGCCACCAGCUGAUCUCUGCUGGAAGAUUUCAAGACAACAACAACAAAAAUUCAGAAGUGAAAGAAAAAUACAGUUUUGUCUCCUUGUCACAAGACAAAAGCAGUCAUAUAUUUAUCUUUUUAGGAAAUAAUUCAAAAAGAAUAAUAAAAAAUGUUUCAUCAUUUAAAGACAAAGACACUAUUUUACAUGUCUUAUGUCCUCACACCUGGAUUCAGAGGAACCACAGAGACCACGUUAAUAUUGCAAA